This is a messenger RNA of Fusarium pseudograminearum CS3096, 2643 nucleotides long. RefSeq lists its product as uncharacterized. NCBI's taxonomy places the organism in Eukaryota, Fungi, Ascomycota, Sordariomycetes, Hypocreales, Nectriaceae. The transcript is spliced from 5 exons. The coding region runs from base 1 to 2643 and encodes 880 amino acids. The record is from RefSeq and is a predicted model, not a curated record.
AUGGAUCCAUUAUCAAUCAUAGCCAGCAUCGCUGGUAUAGCAACAGCUGGAGCGCAAUUGUCAAGUACCCUUUUCCGCGUCCACAAAACAGUUCGUCAUGCUCCUCGAGAGAUUCAAUCCGUCGCGAUUGAGAUGGCAGGCUUGAGUGUCACACUCGAGCAUUUGCAUGACAUCUUCAAGACGGGACAAUUGUACACAAAACCAUCAUUCCUUGAAGCCGUCAGACAUGUUAUUAAAAACAUCGAGGCAACUCAAAAAGAAAUCUUCAGUAUGGUAAACGAAAAUACCAUCAUUGUCAGAUUCAAAUGGCUCAAAGCUGCCAAGUACUUGUCUGAAAUUGAUAAGCAAAAGGUCACUUUGACGUUGCAAAUUACUAUCCUUUCUGCGGCUAUUUUAGUCAAGUCCUCUAAGAAUGAAUCGUCUUCUGUACAAGAAAAAGUAGACAACAGAUUCAGACUACAAGCCGAGAGUGUGAUCCAAACUGGCCAAGCCUCUUUUCAGAGAGAGAAACUUGAUGUUCCUAAACAGAACAACGACGAACCCAAUUCCGCUAUGAUCAAACACGCAACACUAUACUCGCCUCCCGAUCCCCACGGCCAUCUCGGAGACGAUACACAGGAUCAUGACGAUGAUUAUUGUGAAUACAAAAACAAUCGCGGAAGAGCAGCAGGGUAUGAUCCGCUCGCCGGUCGAGUUGCCCAAUUUGGCCAAAACUUUCACUUGCAUGGCGAUGCAGCCACAUUUUUGUAUAACCUGGUCUUCAUGACAGAGGUUGUACAAUAUGGAAAGGCUCCUCAGGUUCCCGGUUCUUCUGACGCAACUCGAGGAGGCCUGCAAGACGAAUCCCCAUACUACUCCGGCGAUGAUCUUUCAAUAGACUCAGAAGACCUCGACAACGCAGAUGGUUCUAUAUACCAUAGGGAUAGAUCGAGAAUCUCUCCAGGAAAUGUGCAUCGAAGACCGCAGGAGCCUGCAAGAGUUGUCAAUCAGCUACUUCUAGCUUGGACGUCGCUAAGUCAGAGUGAAAUUGAGAAGGACGUUGCAGAUGAGGAGGAUGCUGCAGAUAUCAAGGAUGCUACAGAUGAUAAGGACGAUGAGGACAACAAGGAUGUUACGGAUGAGAAGCCCACCGCGGCACGAAGCUUCUGUUCCAGGAAUGCCUAUGUCGAGAGUGAUGACGAAAGCGAAAAUGAAGGUGUGAAAAGCUCUCAAGGCACAAGCAACUGGCCUCAUACAGAAUCAAACUCAAGGCCUGGUUCUCCAAAUUCAACGGGUUAUCGAAACGAGAUCCCAAAACGAGAUGCUUAUCGACGUGGAACCGUUCCUCCUCUCGCACAGCCUUAUUUUUAUAACCAUAACCAGCCAGGCGUCACCGCCCCGUACUACCCACAUAUGGCUCCAAACCAUUUCAGUCAUCAGCAACUGAACCAUCCGCGUUACGAUCGUUGGGGUUACCCUUACGCAGCUCGAGCAGUUCAGCCCCCAACACCAACACCGCCAACAGGACGAAGACAACAAACUACAGAACAGAUACCCACUCAGGAACCACCGUCCAAGGCAUCUUCGAAGCCCAAGUUUCAAAAACCGCAUGCCGUUGUGCUUCCGUAUGCAGACGCGGCCGAUUCGGAAAUUGGGGCUAUGACGCCCAAACUUGAUGCUUCGACAUGCCAGAAAAUGAGUAUUGUCAGACAAGAUGAAGUAGCUGUCUGGAACUCGGACGAAUAUAAUUCCAAGAACAGUAUACCUGGGAAAUCAAUCAUGGGGGCACUUAUCGGGGACAAGACAGCUAGAAAUCCGCAUGGUCUCGAUCUGGCACACACCUUGAUGCAAGGCCAGGAUAUGAAACUGAUAUAUAUACGAGGAAAUGAGCUUGGGGAAACGUGGUUCAUUAAUGAACAGCCAGUCUUUUUACAAUUCUUUCACUGUGGAUACAUCCCGCAGUUCUACCCAACGAAAGAAUCCGAAAUCACAGCUAUGAAGCAAGAUUACGUAGCUGUAGGAGAGGAAUGGGCUAGUUUUGAGGCCCUGAAUCAGUUAGGGCUUCCCAGCAAAGGAAGAGACGAAGGCAGAUCCAUGGUUAAAGAACUCGCUAUUACGACACUUCAACUGAGAAGUAUGAGGCAAAGACGCAUUUACACCCCAACAUUCUACAACUCAAAAGUUACCUUUCGACUGAAGCACUGUGGAGCAAUUCCAGAGCAGUCGGUCGUGGGAGAAUACCCCGAUGAUCUGCUUCACGUUAUAAAGACACAAGCGGAGGUGAAACUUGGAGGCGAGCAACCUGAUAUCUUGAAGUUCUUGGUAGAAGAUGAAGAGAAGAAGGAAGAAGUUGCCAAGAGUCCAAAAGUAGAAACACAAAAUACGCAGCCACGGAUCGCUAUCACACCACCACCUACACCACAAGAGACUUCUUCUCCAGACCUUUACGCAAGCGAUAGAUCCUCAACAGCGUCUUCAAGAUCGCGAUUGUCACGGUUUGUGCACCGCUAUAGGUAUGGAAGAAAGGAGAGUCAGUUGUCGCCACCGCUACAGCGUUACAGUUCCAAGAGCAGCGAUGAUGAUACCGUGAGAGAAGAGUUUGAGGACGAUGAUAAGAGACCCGUGACACCAGCAGAUUCUGGUGUUGGAAGUUCACUUGGCUGA